Messenger RNA from Sodiomyces alkalinus F11, 927 nucleotides. RefSeq lists its product as hypothetical. The record is from RefSeq and is a predicted model, not a curated record. The transcript is spliced from 2 exons. Bases 207 to 824 code for a protein of 205 amino acids. NCBI's taxonomy places the organism in Eukaryota, Fungi, Ascomycota, Sordariomycetes, Glomerellales, Plectosphaerellaceae.
CGGGGUUUCAGGCUACAUCUCCUUCUGCGUCCCCAACGGUGCCCCCAACGGAGUCCUCUACGGCGGAUGAGACUGAGACUGUCCAGAGUUCGGCAACAUCUUCGGUAACGUCUUUUUCGUCUCCAUUGCCGCCCUCUGCGCCGUCUCCUUCGUCGUCUCCUUUGUCAUCUCUUUUGUCGUGUUUCUCGUCGUUCUCAUCGGAGGGCAUGUCGAGUGCGGCUGUAGGAAUUGCUGGGUGCCCGAGUUCUGGCAAGGGGCGAGAGGAGACGCCGGAUCCAGAUCCAUCAGCCUCAGGCGUCCAGACAAUAACGACCAGCGGCACCGUCCGAACCGUCUUCGUCACUCCGUCCAGCCCAGCAGACAGCGGCUCGGCGGACCCGGACGAGUCAUCCGAUGGAGGAUCGGGCCUCGCCACAGGAGCUGUUGUCGGCAUCGUGAUCGGCGUUAUCGGUGCCGUCAUCGUCUUUGCCGCCGUUGGCGUGUUCUUCUACAUCCGACGGCGAAAGCAACUGAAUGCGGACUCCGACAUCAGCAAUGAUAAGUACGAGAAUCACGGCGGCGGUAGCUCGACACCCACUCCUCGGCUUCCCAAACUGGUCGUGACUAUGAACGGAUCAGGCGCGAAUCCCGAAUCCAACGGAGACCAGCGUCGUAGCAGCAGGCUCAUGGCAGUUGAUCCGCGGAUGGAUCCUUAUGCGGCGCCGAUGUAUAGAAACAAGAGCCGGGAGAGCGUCAACACUUUGCACGAUGAGCACGACUACUCGCGCAAGGUGACGAGGCCCGUACUACGCGCCACCAAUCCCGACCCGAUUGAUGAAGACUAGACUCGGCCAUUGCUUUUACGACGCACACGAAUAGGGUCCCUGUCGCAAAAAAAUGGGGCCUCUGCAUUUUCAUCUUUGUUGUUUUCGAGAUACCAGGGCGGCG